AUGACGGGGGCAGGUUCUGUAUCCUCGUCUUGUGAGGGACCCUUCCAUCUUGAGAAGUAUCUACCAGCCUGUGAAGCAGCCAAGGCUCAGGAGAUAGAGCAAAUUAAGGAAUCUCUGCCACCUUGCGCCUCGAAACCUCCUCAAAACGAAGACACCACUCACAUUCAGUCUACCCUAACUAAGACGCCAUCUCAGAAGCAUUUCCUCAGCACCAGCGUUGCAGCACUUGGAAGAAGCAAGGAUAAAAGCAGCCAUGAGGAGCAGACCGAACUUGGCAUCCCGUCGUCCUCAUCUCAGGGACGUGGCUACAGGAGACUUUCACAAAAUUUGGUAGCCAAAUUCAAGGGCCUAUUCAAUGAUGACGAAGUGAUGCCUCUCACUAAAGAGAAGAUGCGACCGCUGACAGAGAAUCCGACUAGCUCCCCCCAGUCUCUAAAGCUACAUGAGCCGGUACAGCAAUCAAAGGUCGACCUCUCGCGUACUUCUUCAUUGAGGAACCUUAUCUACGAUUUCGAUCGAUACGGAAUGUUGAGAGAAGGUAACGCAACUCAAGUUGACGCAUCUAAUUCUAAUGACCGAAACAACCUAAAGACGGAUAAGGGGUUCUUAUCGAGUCGGGCUACGAUGGACAUUAUCAUAGGACGACACAAUACACACAGAGACAGGGAGUUUAACCAAGGGGGCAUGCGCAGGAUGAACGAUCUUGAAAGAGCCCACAACACUCCCAAUCUCCUUCAACUUAACAGUCAGGCGGUUGAAGCUGGUUACGAAGACAUCUCUGACCGUAUGGAAUAUGAUCCAGAGUGGGGAGGAUGCAUCGGACGCUGGUUAGAUGGCAUAGCAUCAGAACGUCACUUGACACAUCAACAGAGUGAAUCGUGCCACUCUUCUCUAGUUGGCGAUGGGCUAGAAUUUAAGGAUUUCGACGGUGUUUUCCUAUCGUCCGAUAAUACAUCAUCUAAACGCGAGUCAAUCGAUUCUAAGGGAUUUACUCAACUCACUAUCGAAGACGGCGCAGAUGCAGCAGAUGCAGCAGAUGCAGCAGAUGCAACAUAUCUUCUGUCUAGCCCCACCAACCCUCGUACCUCAGUUAGCACUCGCGCAGAUUCUUGGGACUUUGACGAGAAUAAUUGGUUCCCUGUAGUCAUUCCUCAGGAACCGGUUUUUACUCCCCAAUCUCAGUCAGAACGAUCUAGUUUUUCGUUCCAACAAGACAUCGAGCACUGCAAUAGAGGCAUUUCAGAACCUGGACAAACCGUCGAACAAGCAAAUCCCACACAUUCGACAUCUCUUUCCGACUGGUCGUGCCCCUAUUGCGGCUUCUUGAACCUCCCGAGACGAACAGCCUGCAUGCAGUGCUGGGAAGAACGUGCAGAACCGCUAGACAACACAAAUCAUCGCAACCGCCGAGUGACUUUCGCAGAGCCCACGAAAUUCGAGGGCAAACACGCUUCAGCCAUGAAGGGAUACAAUGCAUCAUUGGUUGAUGCAUCGCUCGUUCCAGAGCCGCUCAAUAUCAAAUCUUGCCUCAAGACAAAGGCUCAUCGAGAGUACAAACCCGCCGACAAGAGUACCCAGACUGAGGUUCAGGGCUCUGAUGAGCCGGCUUCUCAUCAGAACCAGCAGACCAAUGCCACCAAAGCUACUACUACGUCUAACGAGGCCGAGCAGACUGCCAACGAUAUCUUUGAGGAAAGACUGAAGAGAAUGGAAGCUAUCGUGAACGAGACCAAGGAGAACAACGAGAGCAUGCGUCGCAUGCUAAAGUCGAUGGAGGAAAUAUGGCAACGGAUUUCCGAGGAGCGUAACGCUAAAAACUAAGACAUCAGUCGCACAGGAAGCAAGCUACGCCCAUAUUCACGAAUCUGCGAGAUGGGCCGGAUCACAUUUGCGUAUGCGUUACAUGACUUUGAGGUUGAGAGCUGGAGGAUAAGUAGGAGAUGAUAGGAGACGAGUAGCAAACCACACGGCAUAGCAGUAAAUGCCGGGAGAAGCCAGUAUAUGGCGAGAUAGCUGGAGCUAACAUUGCAUAAAAGGGAUUCUUCACCCUUUCACACUUGCCUUUCUUGAACAUCUAGUUCAAUUUGUCUGAUCUUGUACAAUAGCACGCACGAUUGAAAAAAACAACC
Molecule: messenger RNA, 2129 nt
Organism: Daldinia decipiens
Lineage: Eukaryota; Fungi; Ascomycota; Sordariomycetes; Xylariales; Hypoxylaceae
Exons: 1
Coding region: 1-1821 (606 amino acids)
Source: RefSeq, a predicted model, not a curated record